GUCCACCACGGGGCGGGCGCCCGGCACUGCGGCCGCCGUUGUCCCUGGGAGUGUGGGCAGGGCUGUCGGGGGCUUCCGUGAGCUCGGCCUCGCCCACCUCAAGAGGAAAAGCAGGGGAAGCCCCGGCGCCCGCCAGCCCCAAGCGGUGGAGCGGAGAGGACACGGCGGUCCAGUCACCGCGCCCGUCCAGCUUUGGGCAGAGGGGUCCCACCCUGGCCGGCGCGCCCGUCCACCGGCCACGAGCCUCGCGGCGGCUUCCAGCGCCCAGCCCCGGGGAAUGCAGCGAUCCCUGGCCCCUGGCGCCCCUCGGUGUCUCGGCUGGGCCUCCUCGUUCGUCUGCUCCGUGGCCUCGACGCUCCCGGGCCCCUUGAUGGCGGCGAAGUGGUUCAAGGAGUUCCCCCUGACUCUGAAGACCGCGUCCGAGCGCGCCAGGCCCGGGGGCGCCGGUGGCAAACCGCGCAAGAACUCGGAGACUGGCGGCGCGGCGCCCACCCCGGGCAAGGGUCGCAAGAACUCAGCGGCCGAGCUGGGAAGCAGCAGGGCGGGCAGCGGACCCCCAAAGGACAGCCGGCUGUCCCGGGACAGCCUGCAGGGUCUGAUCCAGGCCGCGGCCGGCAAAGGCCGUAAGAACUCCCGGGUCACCGCCACCGCCACCGCCGCCGCCUCCACCACCACCGAGGAGGAGCCCCCCCGAGGCGCGGUGGCCAAGAGCGCGGGCUGCAGCACCUACAUCAGCAGGCUCAUCAAGGUGGACACGCAGGAGAAGAAUGGUAAGAGCGGCUACCCGGGCAGCGGCAGCACCAGCAGCUCCAGCAGCUCCUCUUCCUCUGCGUCCUCUUCCCCAUCCUCCCUGGGCCCCGAGCUGGACAAGGCCAAGAUAAUGAAACAGCAAGACACGGUCAUCAUUUUAGAAGACUAUGCUGACCCGUAUGAUGCGAAACGGACAAAAGGCCAAAGGGAUGCAGAGAGAGUGGGUGAAAACGAUGGCUACAUGGAACCGUACGACGCACAGCAAAUGAUAACAGAAAUCAGACGCCGAGGUUCCAAAGACCCCCUGGUGAAGGCCCUGCAGCUGCUCGACGGCCCAUGUGAGCCAGGGGAGAGCAUAAAGGCGGAGACCACAGUCAAGAGACGCAACUCUAAGGACCUGCUGGGAAAGCCACCACAACUGUACGACACGCCCUAUGAGCCUUCGGAGGGCAGCCAACGGGCAACAGAGGUGAAGGCACGGCCAGCAGACAGCAGGCUGCCAGAGGAGGAUGAUCGGCCUGCUGCUGAGUACGAGCAGCCCUGGGAAUGGAAGAGGGAGCAGAUCGCGCAAGCCCUGUCAGUCCAGUUUGAGGGAUCUGAUCGCCCUCCGGGCAAAGAGGAGGCAGGGAGACCGCACCACUGGCAGAAGACUUUGAAACCGACCCUGUCAGACCACGGUGACGGGGAGAAGGUGGACCCAAGCCUGGCCCUGGAAAAGCAGCCUUGGUAUCAUGGCACCAUCACCCGAGCUGAGGCUGAGAGCCGACUCCAGUCCUGCAAAGAAGCUGGUUACCUCGUCCGAAACAGUGAGUCAGGGAACAGCAGGUACUCCAUUGCACUGAAGACUAGCCAAGGGUGUGUCCACAUCAUAGUGGCUCAGACGAAAGACAACAGAUACACUCUGAAUCAGACGAGCGCUGUGUUCGACAGCAUCCCUAAAGUGGUACACUACUAUUCCAGUGCAAAGUUGCCUUUCAAAGGGGCGGAGCACAUGACGCUACUCCACCCAGUGCACAAGAUUCACUAAGGUCCAGCCCAGCGCGAGCCCAGGCGCCCACCAGCCUCACGUGGACAGGACUCUCUCUCUGCUGCUGCACACCGGGAGUUGGGCACCUGGAAGUGAAGCAGUCUGUGGUCCUAGAUCCAGGACGCGUGGUUCUGAUCUGUUCUUUCUGUCCCUGCCAUGUAGUUCUGAUGUAAAAAC
Molecule: messenger RNA, 1954 nt
Organism: Acomys russatus (golden spiny mouse)
Lineage: Eukaryota; Metazoa; Chordata; Mammalia; Rodentia; Muridae
Gene: She
Product: Src homology 2 domain containing E
Exons: 6
Coding region: 278-1777 (499 amino acids)
Molecular function (GO): phosphotyrosine residue binding
Source: RefSeq, a predicted model, not a curated record